AUGGCCAUUGAAGAAGAAGACUUCAGCUUCCCCGCCACCACCGCCGAUGCUCAACCACGCUUCAUCGACUCGCCACCCCUUUGGCGCCCCGUUUCCGUCCCCCCACCACAUCAAAAACCAGAAAGAUUAGUUGACAAAGAAGAAAGCAGAGAAACUUACAACAGCAAUCAAAGAAAGAACUUUUCUCGCGGUAUGAAGAUGAAGUGGAGAGAAGAAGACAACGACGUUGGUGACGAGCUUGAGGAAAAAAUGGACAUGUUGUGGGAGGAUUUGAAUGAAGAAUUCUCAAGAAAACUUGUGGUAGAUUCUGGUAUGUCUUCAUCUCAUAGAGAUGUACAAAUUUCGUGUGUUAAAACCUUAAAGUUGUCGAAGCCCAACGGAAAUUUGCUUUCUGGCAAAAAACUAAGCAUUGUAUUGCUUAUGAAGAUCUUGACGAGAAAGGUUUUUUUUGUACAUAAUACUCGCAGUUCUAUCAAGAACCGGGCAUGCUGA
Messenger RNA from Fraxinus pennsylvanica, 492 nucleotides. NCBI's taxonomy places the organism in Eukaryota, Viridiplantae, Streptophyta, Magnoliopsida, Lamiales, Oleaceae. The record is from the annotation of a GenBank genome assembly.